This is a messenger RNA of Folsomia candida, 1169 nucleotides long. It is a transcript of the gene P32, whose product is annotated as complement component 1 Q subcomponent-binding protein, mitochondrial. Gene Ontology annotation, biological process: cytosolic ribosome assembly. NCBI's taxonomy places the organism in Eukaryota, Metazoa, Arthropoda, Collembola, Entomobryomorpha, Isotomidae. The transcript is spliced from 5 exons. Gene Ontology annotation, cellular component: mitochondrial matrix. Bases 201 to 1001 code for a protein of 266 amino acids. The record is from RefSeq and is a predicted model, not a curated record.
CAUUCUCUAGUCGCAUUUUCUCACUUCACUCUUCACACCGGUUUUUGGCACGUGUUUGUAGCAAAAAAUUUGCAAAUUUCUACUCAAUUCAUCAGAAAUUAUAACUUUUCUCUCUCAAGUAUUAAAAGCCAAGUUAUCUGAAAGGAUACAAUCGUCGAGUAGAAUUUGUUAGUACAAGAGAAGAAAAGAUUAAAUACAAAAUGUUUUUGCGAUCAGUAAUUUCCAAACUUGCUUCGAGUGCGGAACAAGCAAUGGUGAAAGUUGUACAAACGCCACGCUUUCUCCACACAAAUGCGCUCGUGGGUGGUUCGAAGGGUCUCCUCCGCCCAGCCGGCCUCCUCCGACCGCUCGGAACGGUCAAAAGUGUGCAUGACACCAAGGCGAAAGGUGACGACGAGCUGGUGAGCUUCUUGACGGAAGAAAUUGCCACGGAGAAAAAAAAUCAGAGAGCUGGACCUUUGCCGUCGAAUUUGGACGGGUUCGAGAUACAAUUGGAUCAAUCAGAACUUACAUUUACGAAAAAGUUUAAUCAGGAAAAAGUGGUGAUCAACUUUAACGUAAACCACACUGUGGAUGCGGAUUAUGCGGAUGAGCAGCAGUUGGACAAAGGUGGACAACAGGCGGAAAAGGAUGCAGAAAUGAGAUCUCGACCUAAUUUCGAGAUUGAAAUUACAAAGGGGAAUAAAAUAUUGUCCUUCAGCUGCUCAUAUUUGCAAGAUGCUGGAGCUGCUGCAGCUGACCCUCAACAGGACGAAUAUCCAGAAGAUGCAUUCGUGAUUGACGAAAUCUCAAUUUAUGAGGGAGAAUGGAACGAGCAAACUUACGCCGUAGCUGGAGACAUUUUGGACGGUUAUUUGUACGAUUUAUUCAUGAACAUGUUGGAAGAAAGAGGGAUUACAAAUGAGUUUGCGGAGAAAAUGUCCGAUUUUGCGACUGAUUAUGAACACAAGCUGUACACCAACUUGUUGGGACAACUUCAAGGAUUUCUCACUUCCAAGUGAACAGUACGAGACAAAGACGAUGAUAUGAUACAUUUGGAAUUUAGUAGUGUUUGAUUAGUUUGUUCACAUUUUUCUGAAGUCAUUUUUUAAGAAAAGUUAUAAGCUUUUAUAGCAUAGUCUGAUUAUUGAAAUAAAUAUUUGUGUAUGAAACAACAAGCACCAACUUCA